CAAGCAUGACGACUGGCCACGCCCAACUGGUUGUCCAUGCCAAUCGGCCCAGCUCCAAACUCUGCACCAUACGAACCCGAUGCACCCUACGCCCACGACAUGCAAACACGGUACAUCGACCAAUCCCGACUCUCAGAAAGACGAACACAGUGUACCCCACGGCCACCUUUGCCGUCGCCGGAUCGGAGGGAGACGGCUUCCCCAGCACCGACACCGACCGCUUCGACGUGCUAGACUUCCACCACGUCGAGUUUUGGUGCGCCGACGCGGCCUCCGCUGCCGGACGAUUCUCCUUCGGCCUCGGCGUACCACUCGCUGCGCAGUCCGUCAUCACCACGGGGAACUCUGUGCACGCCUCCCACGUGCUCCGCUCACGCACAGGCUCUCUCACGUUCCUCUUCAGCGCUCCAUAUGCGCGGCACUGCACCGCCGCCGCCGCCGCCGCCGCCGCCACGGCGACCGUGCCCUCCUUCUCUGCUGACGGCGCGCGCCGCUUCACCUCCGAUUACGGUGUUGCGGUGCGCGCCCUCGCUGUACGUGUGGCCGACGCCGCCGAGGCAUUCUGGGCUAGCGUCAACGCUGGAGCUCGCCCGGCCUUCGCUCCUGCGGAACUCAGCCACGGCUUCGUCAUGGCGGAGGUCGAGCUCUUCGGCGACACCGUCCUCCGUUUCGUCAGCUACCCAGACGGCACCAAAGUAUCCUUCCUGCCUGGUUUCGAGGACGUCGCCAGCUCGGGAUCCCCGGACUUCGGACUCACCCGAUUCGACCACAUCGCCGGCGCCGUCCCGGACCUGGCUUCCGUCGCCUCUUACGUCGCCGGGUUCACGGGGUUCCACGAAUUCUCCGACUUCACCGGCCACAAAGUCGGCACUGGAGAGAGCGCGCUGAACGGCGUGGUUCUUGCCAACAACGAAGACACCGUGCUGCUCACGCUCCUCGAGCCGGUGCACGGUACCAAGCGCAGGAGCCAGGUACAGACCUUCCUUGACCACCAUGGUGGCCCUGGCGUGCAGCACCUGGCGAUGGCUAGCGACGACCUGCUAGGUACUUUGAGGGAGAUCCGUGCGCGGUCCUCCCUCGGCGGCUUUGAGCUCCUGCCACCGCCGCCCCCAAGGUACUAUGACGGUCUAAGGCAGCUCGCCGGUGACGUCCUAUCGGAAGAGCAGAUUAAGGAGUGCCAGGAGCUGGGCGUGCUGGUGGACAGGGAUGACCACGGAGGUGUUGUGCUCCAAGUCUUCACCAAAGCGGCCAACCUUGCUUUUGGAGUUUAUCCAAAGGAUACCGUGCGUGGAGAACCAGCUGGAAUACAAGAGCGGUGGAUACGGGAUGGUGCUCCCAGCCGUGGGGCAUGGGCGCAGCCGUCUGGCUCCUGCGCCGCCAUCAAAUUAUGGUGCUCCCGGCCGUGGGAGAGGCCGACCGGCCUCUACGACGUCUCCUCUGUUGUUGCUUCUCUCGCGUUGCCAUGGGCUGGAUGA
Molecule: messenger RNA, 1475 nt
Organism: Lolium perenne
Lineage: Eukaryota; Viridiplantae; Streptophyta; Magnoliopsida; Poales; Poaceae
Product: 4-hydroxyphenylpyruvate dioxygenase-like
Biological process (GO): L-tyrosine catabolic process
Molecular function (GO): 4-hydroxyphenylpyruvate dioxygenase activity
Source: RefSeq, a predicted model, not a curated record